Messenger RNA from Bombyx mori (domestic silkworm), 4567 nucleotides. RefSeq lists its product as uncharacterized. Gene Ontology annotation, molecular function: DNA binding. Lineage: Eukaryota; Metazoa; Arthropoda; Insecta; Lepidoptera; Bombycidae. The transcript is spliced from 4 exons. The coding region runs from base 604 to 3225 and encodes 873 amino acids. The record is from RefSeq and is a predicted model, not a curated record. Gene Ontology annotation, biological process: DNA integration; DNA recombination.
UCUUCCAGUAUAAUUGCGUACAAAACUAUGUAUAUAUAUCCUGCAACACUUUUGGCAUCCAAUGAACACAAAAAUACAUUUAAAGUGGCGACCACCGACAUUUGGCGACCAAUAUGCGGUCGCCACUUUGUUUCUCAAUAUUUUUAACACCAAUCAACUGUAGAUGACGCUAUGGUUACUAUAUCAAUUUUUGAGAUGGUCACCAAAUUGCCUCAGAAACGUUUGGAAAAGCAUAUCGCAGUGUCGAGCGGUGCCGCCAGAGGGUGUGUAUACGUAGCGCUGUAUAUUGGCUUUUACCAUACCGAUGAUUUGGCGUCCCCAGCCAGCUCGAAAUUUCGCUUGUGAACAACGUGACGUUGCCGACUAUUCACUUCCGAUUCAAAUUUCAAACUCUGUACUUAUUGUAACGUGCGUGUCGUGGGUGUAAGUACUGCGCACUAUUUCACCGGCCGGCAUCACAUCACGUUUUAUGCACGUUUUGUAUAAUUUCACAAUUAUUACAGUGCACGUUUUAUUGUGAAUUUCAAGUGAGAUUGAUUUUAAAAAAAUUGUGCAGACAAGACAAGUAAAAAAUACUAACAGUAAAACUAAGAAAAUAUCAGUAUGACCAGAAAGCGUCAAGUGGUAACAAGAACUCGCCGAUCAAAGAGAAAUUUACUCGGUAGCGGCUCGGAGACUAAUUUUGAAGACUCGUCUGAGGCUGCGUCGUACCAAGAUUCAUCUGAGUCCUACAGACCAUCGUCUGAAACUGAAGAAGAUAAUUGCUCUUUAGAGUCACAAAGAGUACAGGUGGCAACAGAAAUUUCUGACGAAAAUAAUGUUGACAACAGCGCGAAUUUCACAUUGAAUUCCGAUAUAAGUACAUACUUCAGACAUUCACAAAUAUUAAAUACACUAUCUAAUUCAAAAUGUGAUACGCCUACGUCUACCCAUGAGGAUGAGUACUGUUUUUUUUGUAAUAAAAAAGUUCAGGAUUUUUUAAAUCAUUAUAGUGCAGUUCAUGAAUACAACUUUCAGCAUGCAAUUGAAACACCAAAUAAUAAUCUUAAUGCAACUCCCAAUUUAGCCAGUUUUAAUAAUAGUUCAGUUUUGUCAAAAGAAAUAAGUAACAUACUACCACCGCAUGAUUCACUCACGGAUACACCCACAAACACCAAUGACGACCAAAAAAAUUUAAAUAAAUUACAAAAAACCACAAACACACAGAAAGAAAAUAAAAAAAGGCUACGUCUUCCAGACUUCUGCUUCUAUUGUGAAAAACAAGUCCAUAAUUUUUCGAGACAUUUAAUCAGGAACCAUGCCGUCGAAUGCGAAGUUCAGAAAAUUUUGUCAAUUCCUAAAAAGAAUCCUAAAAGAAAAAAGCUACUUACUGAUUUACGAAAAAAAGGGAAUUACAUACUCAAUUCGGCCCAGUGUGUAAAACCCAUGAAAAAGACUGCCCAUUCUACAGUUGAUGAUUAUUUACCUUGCACGAAAUGUUUAGGGUUUUACUCGCGGAGACAGCUAUGGAAGCAUCGCAAAACAUGCACUGAGAAUAAUAGCGAUAACUUUUCACAAGCAGAUGCUCAAAAUUUCUUAGUACGAAACUUAAAGGUUGAUGAUAAAUUAAGGAGUUCAGUAUUUCGACGCAUGAGGGCGGAUAAAAUCUCACUGAUAGCUAAAAAAGAUCUUAUUAUUUGUGCAUUUGGUGCUCAGUAUCUCAAAACGCACAGAGAGAAGCAUUUUGUGAACGUUGUGUCACGAAAAAUGCGGGAGCUGGCUAAAUUGCUAAUCGAGGCUAAAAAAAUUAAGCCAGAAAUACAAGACUUAUUCAGUGCAUUAAAGCCAGAAUACUACGAUGUUAUGGUAACAGCUACGAAAAAUUGCGCGAAAUUUAAUGUAGAGAAAGACGUAUACGUCAGUCCCACAUUCGCAAUGAAUAUCAGUACUUCUAUAAAGCAAUGUUGUAAUAUCGGCAUUAUGGAAACUCUAAAAACUCAAAGAAGUGUUAAGAGUGCUGAAAUCGAAGCAGACUUGAAAACAUUUAUUCAACUUAUUGAAGCAAAUUGGAAAUUUGACGUUUCUUCCCAUGCAGCUGACGACUUAAAUAUGAAAAAAUGGAACAAAAUCACGAUAGUUCCCCUGGCUAGUGAUUUGAAACUGUUAAAGGAGCAUUUAACUAAAUUAGCAAAUAGUAGCACCAGUAAGUUACAGCAUACCGAUUUAAACGUUACAGCAUACAUAGAUUUAAUGGAAACCAUAUUUUGUAGAGUACUCUUGUUAAACAGACGCCGUCCUGGAGAGUUGCAGCGUCUUCUUCUCGAUACCUACAUAUCUGCAGAAGAUACACAAAGUAAAUAUGAAGAAUUUGACAGAGCUAUUACAGUGACUGAAAAAGUCUUAAUAAAUAGCUUGAAACGCGUCGUGAUUCGUGGAAAAAGAGGAAGGGGUGUUCCUGUUCUGUUUACGCCCGAUGUCCAAGAAGAUCUGAAAAUACUGAUUAAUGCGAGAGAUAAAUAUAUAGAAAAAGGAAACCCUUUUCUUUUUGCCAACCCUGGUUGCAAUACAUCAAUUUAUGGUUAUAAAGUAAUUGAUAAACAUGCUUUACUCUGCAAAGCGAAAAAUCCAAAAGCAAUAUCUUCAACGCGCUUAAGAAAGCAUUUAGCGACUUUAACACAAUUAUUUAACAUGACCGAAAACGAUUUAGAGCAGCUCGCGAACUUUAUGGGUCAUACAAGUGCAGUCCAUAAGCAAUCUUACAGGUUACCUGACGACAUCUAUCAAACGGCUAAAAUUUCCAAAUUACUUAUGUUGAUGGAAGACGGUAAAGCUGACGCGUACAAAGGCAAAAGUCUUGAUGAGAUUAAUUUAAACUUAGACGAGGAAUUGGAAGGAGAAAAUAUAGAUACGGAAGUACUUGAGUGUGCAGAAUAUAUGGAGCAGACUGUAAAUGUGAACCAGGAACCAAGUUCAUCCGGUGUAAAUCAAGAGGAUGGCACCAUAGCCACCGAAACAUUAACAUUAGGCCAAACUAACUCGAAAAUUUCAAAGAAGCGCAUUUUGGUCCCGUGGACGACAGAACAGAAAUCAGCUGUUUUAAGUUAUUUCAAAAUGCAUAUUAAGAAACGUAAGCCGCCAAAAAGAGGAGAGUGCGAAACAUUAAAAGAAUUAUAUCCAGAUUUACUGUCGAAUAAAGAUUGGCUCAAAAUUAAAGUAUUUAUUCAAAAUACUUACUCAAAGAAGUAGUUUUAAUUUCAUAGGGGUGAUAAAAUCAAUAUGGUGAUAGGGUAUUUCAUUUUUGUUACUGGGUAUUCAAUUUUUUUUUUUUUGGGUUCGAUCUAUGAAAAAUGUGUAUUCACCAGGCCUGUAGCCAACAUGUAAUUUUACAAAGGAAAACACCAGUUGAAACGUACACAAUGUAUGUGAUUGACAUUAGCGUUUCGUUGUCAAUUCAUAAAUUGUGUACUUUUUUAUAAGCGUUUUCGAUAGUGAAAUUGCAUGUUAACUAGAGGCAUUGAAUAGACUGUCUGACUGAACAGACUGAAUAGUCGUUCGGAUCGUAAAACAAGUUACAGAAUCCUAUCCAGAAUCCAGAUCUCUUGUCUGGAUUUCAGCAAACAUUGCGUAGAUCAAUAAUAUACUUAUUUAAAUAUAAGUCCUAUCAUUUUCUUUAAACACACACACACAAACACACACACCAACCUACACGUACAGACACACAAAUACACACGCUAACCUACACGUACACACACACAAACACACACGCCAACCUACACGUACACACACACCCAAACACACACGUACAUACACAUGCACACCAACGCACAUAAAUACUCUCGCAAGAUUAUUCAAAUUCUUAUACGCACCUGACCAUUAUUAUGCGUGGACAACCGAGUAGAAGAGUAAUUUAGGUUCCUAUCUCUUAUAAUAUUUGGUUUGCAUUAAUAUUAUUAUAAUUUCUGUAAUAUUAAACAAUUUUACAAUAUGAUAAUGCGUAAUAUUAUCCAGGUAUUGUGAUUGUAAUAGAAAAAUAAAUCGUAUUAUAUUUUAUAAUCUAUAGAUAUAGAACUUACUUAAUAUGAAACAACAGUACUUUUGGAUAAAUGUAUCCAAAUAGUUUCUAAAUUUGUACACUAGUGGUUUUAUAGAAAAUAAAAAAAUUUAAAUCUCUUCAUAGCUGGAUCCUCCGAAAACGAAUCUUAUUCUUGCAAAACCGUAUUUAUGAAAUAAUAUAUGAUGUGGUGCUAGAGUAAGAGUCGUCUUCAAAAGCCUUCAGACGAUGAAGAUAGAUAGAUAUAUUCAUGAAGUUUCAUGAAGAUAUAUUCAAUAUUUUCUAAAAAACAACUUGUAAGUAAUAUUAUAAUUUCAGUUUUAUUUUUAUUUGUUAAUAAUUGACUUGAUAGAAACGGUUUUCUUUUUAUUAAUUUUGUUUUGAAACUAAUUAAUUUGAUAGAAACUAUUUUUAAUUCAUCCAACCUGAAGAUUUGUUAUUAGUUUUAAAAUUACAAACAAGACACUACCUAAUGGUAUUUUAGAAUUAAUAUUUUGUUUUUUGUGAAUAUUUGAUAAUAAAUUUUUUCUAUUUCCA